UUAAUCAUCAAUAUGUAGUAAACAUAAAACUUAACAAGUAGUUUCUUCUUAUGGCAUUUUGAUUGUAGUCCUUUGCCAAACUUCGUUCUGACAGAUAAUAAAAGAAAAAAAAAAUAGUCUACUGUUCAAGAUGGCUCUAAAAGCGCUUGUUGGACAAAAGAUUAUGAAUGAGGUGAUCCGCUAUCGCGGUCCCAAGGGAAAGGAGUCCCAGCGCAUCGAAUGGAGGAUCUUGAUAGUGGAUCAACUCUCCAUGAGAAUGGUAUCUGCAUGCUGCAAGAUGCAUGAUAUUUCUGCAGAAGGCAUUACUUUGGUAGAAGAUAUUCACAAGAAAAGAGAACCACUUUGUACCAUGGAUGGUAUUUAUCUCAUCACACCAUGUGAGAAGUCGGUCCAUGCCCUCAUCAAUGACUUCUCAGUGGGCAACCGCAUCAUGUACAAAGCUGCCCAUGUCUUCUUUACCGAAGUUUGUCCUGAGGAAUUAUUCAAUGAAAUCUGUAAGUCUUCGGCUGCAAGAAAAAUCAAAACUCUGAAGGAAAUUAACAUCGCAUUUUUGCCUUAUGAAAGCCAGGUGUUCUCCCUGGAUUCUCCGGAGACCUUCCAGUGCAUGUACAACCCAGCACUGGCGCAAACACGCAACGCCAACAUGGAGCGCAUCGCCGAACAAAUUGCGACGCUCUGCGCCACACUCGGAGAGUAUCCGUCUGUGCGCUAUCGCAGUGACUGGGAGCGUAAUGUGGAGCUUGCCCAGCUGAUUCAACAGAAGCUGGAUGCAUACAAGGCUGACGAGCCAACGAUGGGCGAGGGCCCGGAGAAGGCCCGGUCGCAGCUGCUGGUGCUGGACCGCGGGUUCGACUGCGUGUCGCCGCUGCUGCACGAGCUCACAUUGCAAGCCAUGGCCUAUGAUCUGCUGCCCAUUGAAAAUGACGUCUAUAAAUACGAGGCAUCUCAAGGGCAAAUGAAAGAGGUAUUGUUGGACGAGAAUGAUGAGCUCUGGGUAGAACUGCGGCACCAGCACAUAGCGGUCGUCUCCACAUCCGUCACCAAGAAUCUGAAAAAGUUUACUGAAUCCAAACGCAUGGGUGGUGGCGACAAACAAUCAAUGCGGGACCUGUCUCAAAUGAUCAAGAAAAUGCCUCAGUACCAGAAGGAGUUGUCGAAGUACGCGACGCAUCUGAAGCUUGCCGAAGAUUGCAUGAAGGCUUAUCAGGGAUAUGUCGACAAACUCUGCAAAGUGGAACAGGAUUUGGCAAUGGGAACCGAUGCUGAAGGUGAGAAGAUCAAGGAUCACAUGAGGAGCAUUGUGCCUGUACUGUUAGACCAGAACGUGACCAAUUUCAACAAAAUGCGCAUCAUCGCGCUGUACAUAAUGUCCAAGAACGGCAUCUCCGAGGAGAACCUCAACAAGCUGGUGACGCACGCGCAGCUCGAGCCUUCCGACAAGCAGGCGCUGCUCAACCUCGCCAACCUCGGCCUCAACGUCGUCGUCGAUGGCAACAGAAAGAAGCAAUAUCAAGUGCCGAGAAAGGAGAGAAUCACAGAACAAACUUACCAAAUGUCGCGAUGGACACCCGUUCUAAAGGACAUAAUCGAGGACGCGAUCGACGACCGACUGGACCAGCGCCACUUCCCGUUCCUGGCCGGCCGCGCGCAGACCUCCGGCUACCAGGCGCCCACUAGUGUGCGAUAUGGGCACUGGCACAAGGAUAAAGCUCAGCAAACCAUCAAGAAUGUUCCACGUCUUCUCGUGUUUAUUGUUGGCGGAGUAUGCUUCUCGGAGAUCCGCUGCGGCUACGAAGUGACGGCCGCCCUCAAAAACUGGGAGGUAAUCAUCGGGUCCUCACACAUCCUCACGCCCGACACCUUCCUCUCCGACCUCAGCUCCCUCACCGCCUAAACUUGUGCCACACAUUGCGCAUUUACGGUAUGGUUUAUUUUCAACAUAAAUGCUAUGAACAUCUGAAAACUUGACGGAAAAUGAUACAGUGUAACUAAGGAUCGGUCGAGAUAAGGAAUCUAUAAAAUGUCGUCACAUCUGUCGACAACUACCAUAAGCUGAAAUAUACGUUAAACAACACGCAUAUAUGUGCUUGUUCGAACGUUUACCGCCUAGUUUAAUUUUAUAGUAACUUUGCCUUGUCUAGUGCUGACUUAAUAGAUUUUCAAAAUUAGCAUUUUAUUGACAUAGUAGGGGAUGAUCACGUUGUAAGGAUCUGACAUGAUCAUGUUACAACUUCUUGAUGGGAUAGACACCAAGAAUAGGCUAGAGUAUUGGCGAUUUGAUGUUAUGGUAGUACAAUGUGAUAAAUAGGUGAGGUUUUAUGAUCUUAUACUUCUUUUUAUUCUAAAGUUACAUUAAAAUAUCUAUUCUCCGUGACUCAUAUUAUACCUAUAAAAACGUGUCUAUUUUUUGUGAUAUCCAAGAAUUAUAAACUGAAAUUUGUGUAUAAAUUUUGUUGCAAGUAUGUAGAAUAUAUUGUUAUAAUGUUUUGAAUUUGCAAAAGAUUGAUAUUUAGUUGUAAGAUUAUAAUAUUGUUUUCUUUUUAUUAUUAUUACGAGUUGAUGUUUAAACAUUUUUAUUAUGGUGAUACUAUAUGUAUCUAACAAUAGACUGAUCAUUCAUGUUGCAACAUGUUUUGAAGGAGGAACUGUAUUGUGAAUUUGAAGAACCGUAGUCGUUAUUUGUGAGUAAAACAUACUAUUGAAAAUUUCAGCUAUUAUUUUAGAGAUUAAAAGAGCAGGACGCAUCAACAUAAUUCUAAUUGCGCUCACUUUUUUUCAUUAGCCUAAUGCUUGUUUCAUUAUUUUAAUGCCAAAUGCUAGAUUUUAGAAAAACUGUAUGGAUAUUUCAUAAUACCAAUUGUUCGGAACGCGCUCUAUAACUUGCCCCAUAUUUACAGAUAACUUAAUGCACCGAUAGUUUAAUAAUAUCUAAAUGUUUCUAUGUAGCUAAUAUUCGCUAGUAUUAUUAAAAUAGGACUUUUCGAUCUAAAUAUUCAAAAUUUUUAAAUUGUAUGUACUGGUUUUAGUUAUACAUUCCAAUAUUGUACCGGUUGUUGUGUAUUUAGAUUCGAUGAUUAUAAUGUUACUCGGAACUCUUCUUAAUGUUAAAUUUCUAUUAGCAUUCGUAAUACUAGAAUAUGGUUCUGACAAACUGCAUUUUCUAACAAGGAAAUCGUUACAAACUGAAAAUUUUAAAAUUGUAAAAUUGUUAUAACUGCAAAUCUCAAUACCUUAUUAAAUAUGUAUUCCCGUAUAAUUAGGGCUACAUAUUGUAUAUCGUUUUAGCAUUGGUUGUAAAAGUAGCACCAGCGAGUAUUAAGGUUAAUUCAUAAUCUCAUAAAAUAUUCAACAUUGCCGCAGUCAUGAUACUGCUAACUUGUGCAAUUACAUUAGGUAAUAUUAUCUAACACAGUUAAUUUAUCAGUAUUGGAUUGUUAAGAGUUUCAUUAAAUUAUUUAAUCAUCAA
Messenger RNA from Plodia interpunctella (Indianmeal moth), 3466 nucleotides. RefSeq names its product Ras opposite (gene Rop). Gene Ontology annotation, molecular function: syntaxin binding. The transcript has 15 exons. The record is from RefSeq and is a predicted model, not a curated record. Gene Ontology annotation, cellular component: plasma membrane; secretory granule. Lineage: Eukaryota; Metazoa; Arthropoda; Insecta; Lepidoptera; Pyralidae. The coding region runs from base 131 to 1894 and encodes 587 amino acids. Gene Ontology annotation, biological process: neurotransmitter secretion; vesicle-mediated transport; intracellular protein transport.